Penicillium chermesinum is the source of this 1176-nucleotide messenger RNA. RefSeq names its product class I SAM-dependent methyltransferase. The record is from RefSeq and is a predicted model, not a curated record. NCBI's taxonomy places the organism in Eukaryota, Fungi, Ascomycota, Eurotiomycetes, Eurotiales, Aspergillaceae. The coding region runs from base 1 to 1176 and encodes 391 amino acids. Gene Ontology annotation, molecular function: methyltransferase activity. The transcript has a single exon.
AUGGAUCCCCAGUGCUCGGUGUUGAUAGUUCAGAAUCAGAGGACAAUUCUGAAAGUACAGAGUCAAUGUGAGUCACCAUUUGAUGUUCUCGAUGGGGCAAAUGUCGAUUUUCUCUCGGAGGAGUGCAAUGUUUACCGUGUCAGGAUUUCCAGACCGAGCUCGAGCUCAACCACUGACACAUACGUUAGAGUUUCAACCCGCUCUUGCUCGCCACGGAGUCUACAGCAUGUCGAAGAGAAUGGCCGUCGGUACUGCGAUCAGAACUACUUCAUGCCCAACGACGAUGCAGAGCUCACCCGGCUCAACAUCGUCCAUCAAAUCUACCUGAUUCUCCUGGAAGGCCGACUCACCACAGCCCCAAUCCCCACGUCCUCGCCUCGCAUAUUAGACAUUGGCACGGGUCCAGGUGAUUGGGCCAUCGAAAUGAGUACCAAGUAUCCAGAAGCUACCAUCAUCGCCUCCGACAUAGGCGUCUUCGAUGCCGGGCUCGGUCACAUGUCCCUCCCCAACAUCGAUUUCCAAAUUUCAGAUGCCGAGACCCCAUGGACCUACCACGAACCCUUCGAUCUAAUCCACCUCCGCGGCCUCUCCGGUGCAUUCGCCAAUUGGCCUCGAAUUUACCAACAAGCCUACACCCACCUCAAACCAGGUGGAUAUAUCGAGGUCGCCGACGCCGACCCGGCGGGUGAUACUGUGCUAGCAUCUCCAGAGACAGCGCCGCAUCUAUGCGCCUACGCCGCAGCACUCCGCCAAGCGGGCGACAACUGCGGCCAUCCACGGGACCUGGGCCACCUUCGCACCGAGGUCCUUGCUGAAGCUGGGUUUGAAGCCAUCCGAGCAGUGGAACGCACAUUCCCCGUUGGCCUGUGGCCGGAAGACGAUGACGAAAAGACUAUCGGGAAGAUGGCUCUCAUUGCGGCCCUGGAAGGCCUGGAAGCAUUUGCUUUGCGUCCCUUGACGCAGUCGGCUGGAUAUUCGCUCGACGAGGCCCGGAAACUAUGUGGCGAUGUUCAAACGGAGCUGCUGGCGCCGGAUCAAAGACUGACGGGGCGGAUUCGUAUCAUGACGGGGCGGAAGCCAACUUCAUAUGCCCAGCGCCGAAGCCAAGUGAUGGCGAGGGCGAUGCAGAAAGUGAAGGAUUUACAGGGGAGUCUGCCUGUUGAAACAGAUCACUAG